CAGGAGGGCAAAGUGCCACUGCCUGUUUGGAUGCAGAAUGCAGACGAUUAAGUGUGUGGUGGUGGGAGACGGUGCGGUAGGCAAGACAUGCCUUCUUAUUUCUUAUACGACAAAUGCCUUUCCAGAGGAGUACAUUCCCACAGUGUUUAACAACUACAGUGCUCAGAUGAGUGUAGAUGGGCGCACUGUCAGCCUCAACCUCUGGGACACGGCAGGGCAGGAGGAGUAUGACCGUCUGCGCACGCUUUCUUACCCACAAACUAAUGUUUUCAUCAUUUGCUUUUCCAUCGGAAGCCCUUCAUCAUUAGCUAAUGUUCGCCACAAGUGGCACCCGGAGGUGUCUCACCACUGUCCCAACGUGCCAAUUCUUCUAGUUGGCACCAAGAAGGAUCUGCGUUCAGAUACAGAGACAAUUAAGAAGUUGAAGGAGCAAGGGCUUGCACCCUCUACUCAACAGCAGGGUGGCACCCUGUGCAAGCAGAUCAAUGCUGUGAGGUAUCUGGAGUGCUCGGCGCUCCGCCAGGAAGGCGUGCGGGAUGUGUUUGUAGAUGCUGUUCGUGCUGUGCUCUAUCCCAUGACCAAAAAGAAUACCAAGAAGUGUGUUCUCUUAUAGUCGGCUGUACAUCGGGAACUGCUGGAGGAGUAUAAUUUUAUUAACAAGCUGACCCUUUUAUUUGUGUAAUUUUUUUUUCUGUGUCUCACUGACUUUCUCCUGCUAACAUAAGUACCUUUCGUUUUUGUAUUACUUGUAGAUCAGUCUGCCAAAGUUAUUCGCCUAUUUUUUUAUGAUAAUAGAAAACAGAUUAUUUACGGAUGCUCAAUGAAAGAUAUUUUUAUAUACAGAUUAGCGGUGACCAUGUCCAUGAUUAGCAAGUAUGUAGAGUGGGAUUUUUGCUUGAUAAUGACCUUGACUGUGCAUUCUGAUUAAUGUGCAAUUUAAUGAAGACUGACUGAGACAGACACUUUAGGUUUCCCUUUCAAUUCUUUGAUAAGCCCCUUAAAGUCUUUUUUGUAGCUGUUAUAUAUAAAAGCAAUAUUUCAACCAGUUGUAAAAGGAUAUGUUUUUCUCCAAAAUCAGGUUUAUCAAAAGAAAAAGUUUAGAGAUACAACACCUUUUAAGGAGCAUUCUGAUAUCUGUUAUUCACAAUCGCCAGCUGUUAAAAACUUAUUUCCAUAAUGCAAAAACGAAACCAUGAUUUUUAUUUAUUGAUAAUUAUUUUUAGUGUCAUGCUGUACAGUUUUUUUUUUCAGAUAUAUUUUUAUUUUACAAAAAAAAAAAAAAACAUCCUAAUAGUCUCACAUAUUUUUGGGAUGAACAAUAACUCCAAUAUCUAGUGAGAUUUGCCUGUCCCUUUAAGAAUUGUGUCUUAUGUGCUUUUUUAAAGCAAGUAAUAUAUUACUAUUUUUAUUAGAUUUGAGCAGCAUCCCAUUUUCUUGUUAGAUUUUUUUUCUUAUGAAGCAAUUAUUUACUCAAAGCUUACUGAAGUUAAACUUUUAGUUAGAACUAAGUCUUAUCUGCCAUGCCCUCAGCCUGAUUCCUAGGAUUCACCCUGUAUUUUAAAGCAGCACAAGAGUUGUUUGUCAGUUGUUUUUAUUAGAUCCGUCAUUCCUAUGACCAAGUGAAUGUCUCACACCGGCUGCACUGUGUGAUACAUGAACAGUGAUUUGUCUGUCAAACCCAAAGAAGACUGAGCUGCAGGCAUGCGUGGCUUCUGUCGUUUUUAACUCGCUGGGUCCAAAGUUCAAACCUGCACUAAGAUGAGUGCUAUUUGCUUCUGUUUGCUUUGGAGAAAGAAGUACUCCAAACUACAGGAUAUAUAUACCGGCCGCUUUAUUAGAUACAGUAUACUAGAUGGACCCCUUUUGCCUUCAGAACUGCCUUUAUAUUUCUAGGCAUAGAUUCAACAAGGUACUGGAAAUAUGCGAUGCCAAUCUUCUUUUCCACAGCAUCUCAAAGGUGCUCUAUUGGAUUGAGAUCUGGUGACAAUGGAGGCCAUUUGAAUAUAGUCAACUCAUUGUCAUGUUCAAAAAACCGGUCUGAAAUUAGUUGCGCUUUGACAUGGCAUGUUGUCCUGCGGGAAGUAGCUACCUGGUCUGAUCUUGUGCUGCUGUAGCCCAUCCACUUCAAAGUUUGAUGUGUUGUACGUUCAGAAAUGCUUUUCUGCAUACCUCGAUUGUACCAAGUUUCUAUUUAAGGUACUGUUGCUUUCUAUCAGCUCACCGAUCUGGUCAUUCUCCUCUGACCCCUGGAAUCAACAUCUCUGUAAACCCUAGAGAUGGUUGUUUGUGAAAAUCCCAGUAGAUCAGCAAGUUCUGAAAUACUCAGACCAGCCCUUCUGGCAAAAACAACCAUGUUCAAACGUUCAAAGUCACCUAUAACACCGUUCUUCUUCAUUCCGAUGCUCAGUUUGAAAUGCAGCAGAUCUUAUUGACCAUGUCUACAUGCUUAAAUGCAUUGAGUUGCUGCCAUGUGGCUGGCUGAUUAGAAAUUUGCGUUAAUGAGCAGUUGGACAGGUGUACCAAAUAAAGUGGCCGGAGAGUGUGUACUGUAUAUGAAUAGAAAUGUGUCAUUUCGAUAUAUUUGUUUGGAUAGGGAGGGAUUUUAUUUUUACUAUAAACCAAGGGUUAUUUUAUUCUGCUUUACAUGAUGAAUAUGAGGGUAUAAGUUGUCUGUCAUGUUACCUGACAACACUGGCCACUGUUUUUUAGUAUCAGAGUUUUCAAAAUAUGGGAUACCUCCCCAUGUUGCUAACAUCAUGCCGUAAGUGACUACAUUGAUCGUGGUCAAAGUAAUUGUUGUAGGCAGUUGAUGAACUGCAGCUAUGUAUGGGGUUAUAAUGUGUUAUUUAACUCCAUGGAACAAGAGCUUUUUGUGCUUUCAUAACUGGAAGUUGCCGUUGUGCUAAACUGACAUCAAUGAAUCACCGUGUAGUGUGAAAACCGAGGCUGUGGAAACCUGUGAUUUUAUAACUGAUUGUCAUUUAUGUUUUUUUAUAUUGCCUUGCAUUUGAAAACCUUUAGCUUUUUAAAAUUGUCUGCCAAAGUGCCUUUGGAUACAGAGAUUUUCUGUGCAGGUUCAUGUUUGAAUCACACCUUUUAUGAUUUACAGUGAUGUUUGUUUCUGAUGACGUAAUUCCUGUUUUGAUUUGAAUAACGUGUUGCUGAACCGGAUGUGUUGUUUGCUGAGAUGAAAAAGAAAUGGAAGGGAAAUGCUCUUGGUGAUGAAGUGCACUAAUGUGGAUAUCAUGAUUGGAUAUCACGAAUGUGGGUAUCAUGAUUGACUGUGUGCAGUGAAUAAUGGGUGAACUAUUUAAUAUAGUCAAUAUACUGUUUUAUAGUUUCUGUUUCAUCUUUUUAACCUUGCAUACUUUCAUUAACAGACAGUUGGCUUCACUAAUCAUAUUGGGAUGUGGUGCUUCAUUUACACUGUGCUAAAUUCAUGCACUGGGAUCUCAAUUUGAUCAAAAUUGCCAUUUUUAUUACAAAAAAAUAGUUUGAACUCACCUUGAAAUAAUUUCAAACUAAUGCCAAAUAAAAGUUUAUGUAUCAAAUUUAA
This is a messenger RNA of Danio rerio (zebrafish), 3556 nucleotides long. RefSeq names its product ras homolog gene family, member Gd (gene rhogd). Lineage: Eukaryota; Metazoa; Chordata; Actinopteri; Cypriniformes; Danionidae. Gene Ontology annotation, molecular function: GTP binding; GTPase activity; G protein activity. The record is from RefSeq and is marked validated.